Messenger RNA from Fonticula alba, 4314 nucleotides. RefSeq lists its product as hypothetical. Lineage: Eukaryota; Rotosphaerida; Fonticulaceae. The coding region runs from base 173 to 4270 and encodes 1365 amino acids. The transcript has 8 exons. The record is from RefSeq and is a predicted model, not a curated record.
AUCGUCUUCUUCCCCCCCCCCCCCCUCGGUCAGGCUUGCCUUCCUUCCUUCGCCCCCUUUCCCCCUCGUUCCUUGCCUUGCCUGCGCCAUCGCCUCUCUGCUCGCCGCCCCUCGGGUUCUCCCUUUCCCGUGUCCCGCCGGUUUUUUUCUUCUCCGUGGCAGACGCAGCCCCAUGUCCGGCCUCGGCGAGCGUGGCCGCGGGGCCCUGUCGAGCAUUGCCGAGUCGGCCAUGCGGCUGCUUGGUGGCGUGCGGGGUGACCGCCGGCCGACGGUGCGGCCGCUGGCCGCGCAUAAGGCCUCGGCCAGCCAGUCGGCCAGCCGGCCGGCCAGCCCGCGGCGCAUGCGGCCAGCCAUGCCGCUGGCAGGGCCGGCUCCUGGGCCGAUGCCUGCUGACGCGGUUUCACAAUCUACCACCCGGUCGCCACUGGACGCGGCCCUCGAGGAGGCCUUUGCCGGGGCCUUUUCCUCCCCGGGACGUGUGUUCCAUCUGGCUUGGGCCGACUCGACCGAGCCCGGCCUGCGUGUGGUCUUCCUCAAUCCGUCAGUCAGCUGGGCCCCGCUGGGGGAGCUGCUUGGUGGGGCUAGCGUGGGGCUGGAUUUCGGCGCUCUACCCGACAUGGGCCCCCAGCCGCACGGGUGUUUCCUCCUGCUGGGGCCUCCGCCGGGGUUUGCCGAGGACCUGCCCUCGGCCACCAGCGCCAGCCCGGGCCGCCCCGGGCCGGACAUCCCGGCGGACGUUCUCCAGGCACACCUGGAUGCCGAUGCGGCCUCGCAGCUGGCUCGCCAGGCUCGAUCCACGGCCGUCUUUGACACGGGCACCGGCGGGGAGAUGGGCCGGACCACUGCCCGACCCUUGGAGACCGAGGACCCGGCGGGCGAGGACCCCGCGGCCGAGGAGGCCGAUUGCCUGCCCCGCUGCUUUCCACUGCACUCCACCGAGUGCCUGAUCCGCGUGGCUGGCACCCCCGGGGCCGGGCUCGUGGAGAGGGCCGACAUCACCAUCGCGCCGUCCUCCGAUCGGCAGACUCUGGUGGGCACGGUGCCCCUGGUGGGGCUUGUCGGCCGGCGGGUCAGACAGGGGCAUUGGCCCGGGGCGGGGUCCCGUGCGCCGGCCUCGCCCUGGCCCAUGCCCGGGCCGGGGGCCGGCGUGGCGGCCCCCGGCUUUGGCCCGGCCACCACGCCCCCGGUGGCCGGCUGCACCAGUGUCCUUUCCCAAAGCGUGCCUCUGGUCCAACUCCAAGGGAUCACGCCCUGCUCGGCGAGCCUUUCGCGCUAUGUGGCCCAGUCCUUCGGGCGGAUUGUCCGGGCACUCGGCCGCCGGGAGGUCGCGCUCUUGGCCGAAGACGUGGCCUUGGUGGUGCUACGCGCUGGCCAUGGUGAGGGUGCUUCGGCCCCCGGGCCGGGCGCCUUGCCAGUUGGGGUGACGCUCUCGGCGCAGCGCCUCUCCGGCCGGCCUCCCGGGCGGCGCGCCGACGUCCUGGAACUGGUCAACUGGCGCCCGGCCAUGGUCCUAUCGUUGGACAGCUUCGCUCAGCUGUUCGGACUCCCGGCCGAGGACCUCCCCCAGCAGUUCCGGGCCUUGGCCGGUGCGCGCGCGCGCGCCGUGCGAUCGGCCAUCGAUCGCUUUGUUCCCCUGGAGCACAUGGACCUCGGCAUUGGCGUGUGCUCGCAGUAUGAUCUGGUCGGGUCGUUGACUCCACGGCCCGGCCUGCCAGUCGGCUCGAAUGUCAGCAUCCGCCUCGAGUGGAUCACGCAAUCCGUGUCGAGUCCCUUCUCCCUGCGGGGGCUUGGGCCAGCCAUUCGCGAAAGCUGGUCCGCGGGUUCGAGGGAUUCAGCAAGGUCGACAAUGGCCAAUGCCCCGGUCCUGCCGCUCAGCGGCGAGCACGUAGCCCUGACUGGCGCCCUUCGCCGGCAAUUUUGCGUGGACCUCAGCACGCAUGGGGUCCCGCCGCGUCUGGCCACCAUCAUGCGCAUUCUCCCCUUCGGGAGUGAUCCCUCCCUCUCACCGGUGGCCCGGCUCUGGGGCCGGGAGUUCGCCCGACUGGGGGAGCUCCUGCAGCAGGAGCUCGAGCAAUCGGAGGGCACGCCAGUCGGUGGCACUUGGCACCGGCCUCCCGAUGUCCCGGCCUUUGGCCUCCUUCUGGAUCGUCUAUUCCCUGAUACUCCCCAAAGUGCACUCGUGGCUCGGGAGAAGGCCUUCCUUCUCCAGAGGCUGCCAGCACCCGGCACCGGGGUCGCGCACCCCGGGCCGCCGUAUGUCGACCCGGUGGCCGGAUCCUUUGCUCCUGGGGACUUUGAGCUCACACGCGAUGUGGGUCCAGUUGUCUGGCCCACCUCCCGACCAAACCUGGACCUUUGUGACAAUGUGUGGGAGCUCUGCCUGCAGGCACGGGGCGUGGAGGACUUUCUGGAGAUCCUCGAUCGGCUGGGUGAGUGUGCCGACACCGGCUUCCUGGGUGGCUUCCUCCGCCCUGAUAACCGCACGACCCUGGCCGGGGCGCUGCGCGCAUUGGCUCCCGAGUCUGCGAGCCGCCUGCUGCGACUUGACAGCCUGUCAGUCGGCCGGCCGGCGGCUCUUGCCUCCUUCUCCGCACGCCUGGCCUACUGCCGGUCGUACCCCCUAACUUGUCUCAUCGACCUGGGCAUCGCCAAAUUGACGGCCGACUGCCUGUGGCUGCUCAUGGAGGCCCAUGAGGGGCCGCAUUUGCCAGCUGCCUGUCUCGGGACAUUGGGCCUGACUUCCCCGCGCCGGCCACUGCAGUUCCGCCGGCUGGAGCUCCUAUCGGUCAUCUGUCGCGGGUGGCUCCUGUUGGUGGAAGGGGUUGGCAUCGGCCCCGGCGCCGGACGCAGCAGCGGCAACAGCAGCAACACCGACAGCAGCACCAUCAAUGCCGGUGGCAGCAGCGACGGCGGCAAUGUCAGCGGCAGCAGCAGCAGCAGCAGCAGCAGCGGAGACGGCGGCGGCGGCGCGAAGGCCAGCAGUGCCGAUGGCCCGCAUGCAGUGGCACGGUCGGCAUUGGCCUCGGUUGUCAGCUACACCCUGGCCGUGGACUGGGCCUCGGCCGCACUGGAUCUGGCAUUGGAUCGGUGGCGGGCAUUGGCACUGGCGCUGGAGCUGGCGCGGGCAUUGUCCACCGGGCCGGCGGCCUGCCGGCUGACUCCGGCGCGGGCUCUCUGGGCCGAUCUGGCCACCGCCUGCCGGGGGGCCCUCGAAUCCGGGGAUUAUUGCCGGUUCCUGGGCGAGAGCGAGCGCUUCCUGGCGGCCGAUCUGCCCGAGCAGGCGUCGGCUGGCGGACCAAUCGAGGGGGCAUCUCUGAGCCACUUGAACUUUGUGUGGCAGGCGGCGCAUGAAGCGGUGGAGCUGGUGCUGGCUCGGUCGGUGGCCGAUCUGGCCGGGCUUGCCACUGCCGACAACCAUGUGGCCACGCUGGCGGCCGUGGCGGCGACCGAGUCGCUGGCUUGGCACACGGGGCUCACAUCGGCCGUGGCUGGCUGCCUGGCGGCUAUGGCCGAAGCCCAGGGCAUUCAGCCUCCCUCGGGAGCGGCGGUGCCCGGUCGGACAUGCCCGCUGGCCGGGCGCCUGCUUGCCCUGCUGGAGACCGCGCUCCAAUCACAGGGCGGGCCUGAUCUGGCAAUGCUCCUGGACGAGGAGGGCCUCGAUGCGUUGGACCAUGAGGCGGUGGCUCACUUCAUCGAGGGGGUUCCCUCGCCCUCGGAGCAUGGGCUGCUGGUGCACUUGGUGGAUGUCCUGGAGGCCGGGCCCGGUGGCAGUGGUGGUAGCGGCGGCGGCGGCGGCGGCGGCGGCGGCGGCGGCGGCGGCGGCGGCGGUAGGGGCGGAGACUCCGGCUCGGCCUUCUCGCCCUCGCCCGAGGACCUGCUGCAGUUUGUCCACCGGGCCACCCUCGGCCGGGAGGCCACCAGCAUACAGAUGAUCUUCACCCAAAGUGGCCAGCCGGCUGGCGCCGGGAGUUCCAUCCAAAGCCCGGCCAAGCGAAUGGUGCGCUUCAGCCGGCGGGACCUGGUCUGGACCGGGCAGGAUCCGCUGUGGGGUGGCGCUGGUGUGCCCGUGGGUAGCGAAACGCUGGCGACCAUGGGCGAUCUGGAUGCAUUCGACAGCGACGUCGUGGAAGAAGGGGCCGACUCGGAGGAUGACGAGCUGGCGGCGAUGUCGAGCUUGGCAGCCCCGCUCGAUGAGGGUCGCCGGGGUGGAACUGAUUGGCUGGUGAGCACCGGAACAAGUCGUAUCCGGUGCUGGUCGGCGAUGUCAUAGCACCAUGCGUAUCUCCUCCAAUAGAUGCCCGUGCUUUUUCCCGA